Porites lobata is the source of this 2531-nucleotide messenger RNA. Lineage: Eukaryota; Metazoa; Cnidaria; Anthozoa; Scleractinia; Poritidae. The record is from the annotation of a GenBank genome assembly.
AUGACUUCACAUCAAGAUGUGGAUGAAAACGUGAAAAGCACUGAAUUUCAAGAUGCUGGUCUACUCCAACAAGAAGAGCUUGAUUCGAUAAUGGAGACCUUGCAAGGAAUGGAAAGCAAAUUCAAAUCGACCUUUCAGGAAAUAGAUGAUGCUUUUCAGGAUCUAAACAUCGAAAUCAACGAGGGCAAUGGUAGAUUCAAUGGACUUGUGAACGAAAUUCGCACAAAUUUCGACGACAUUGAAGGAAUUAAAACAAGACUUCCUUUUCCGUUUUGCUGUUUCCGCACACAGGCACAGCGGUUUCAGAUACCGGUAAGUAACAUUUUCCAAACCUCCCCUACCCCCCGCCACUACAAAGUCCAAAAUCUUUUCAACGUUAGGUUCAUUUGCAAGCCUAAGUGUGAAAUGAAGCAAGUAACUUCUAAAAUCCUUUGUUAUCUCUUUAGAUUCAUUCGGAAUGAAGCACGUCAAUCGCUUAUCAUUAUCUUAAUAAAGCCAACAAGCUGAUUGUAUCUCAGACGUUUAUGUACAAAUUAAUGAGUGAUUUUUUCCCACAGUUUGCCAAUCCCGGGUUGCCAAUAGACCUUUCCACGAUUUUGUUCAACUUUUGACGUGGAUAAGUUAGGGAAAAUCCGUCGACAUCACUGGAAAAAGCGCCUUAAAAUUAAUAAAAGUGUCAAGAUUAAACGUGAUUUGUUGAAAACUAACGAAGAUAAUAGCUCCUCAAAGUCGCGAAAUUAAAUACAGACAUUUGUAUGGUGGGGGGAACUUGCGCUCACUACAAAAUCGCCUGUAAAUUUUCGCACCUCUGCGGAGCUAUAUAAUCUUCGCUCGGUUUUCAUAUUAAACGUAUCACUUUCAAACUUGGCAGUUUUACUAAUUUUAAGGCGCUCUUUUCAGUAGUGUCGACGGAUUUUCUGUAACUGGUCCUUAUCAAAAUGUGAAAAAACCGCCGUGGAAGGAACUAUUGUAUUUGAUCGACAAUAGACCACAAUACAGUGAACACGGUUAAUACGGACUCAAAGAGGAUUUUUAUGAGGAAAAGUCGUUUAAUUUCUAAACUGUAUCCGUAUGCAACGAGAUUAUCCUGAAGAAACCUAACGAUCUUUUAUCAUAGUCUUGGACUUAAAUUACUUUUUUGGAAGUACAGUACACCCCUGACUGUAAAUCAAAAGAUCUGUUUCAGCCUUAAAAAUGGGGCCGUUUCAGUGAGUAAAAUAAAAUACAGUACUAUUUUUUCUCUAAUUUGGCUGCGUCAAUCUAAGCAUAUAGAGUCCACUGACCUAGAACCGAUUUGGACCCAUGGGCUGAGAAGAGUCACAGCGUGGGCUCAAAAAGGCUUUUGAUGGGGCCCUCUGGAUGGGGCCGUUUUGGUCUAAAUAAUGCUGAAACGGCUCCAGGAGGGCUGAAUCAGACUUAGGCGUGCAUGGCUAAAUUAGCUCUUUUGGGGGCUAAAACAGAAUUUUUUUUAAUUUACGAUGUAACACGACAGAGGAAUCCGCGACUCAAAUUUGUAUUCACGUUUUUGGUGGACUGAAUGUUAGAAAAAGCCUCUGAAAGGUCAUUUGCCGUCUUUGUUAGGUUUUAGGUUUUCAGUUCGACUGAUCACGACCUUGUUUGAUCCAACGUUGAGUUACAUUGAUCGUUCACGGUGUGUGCAGUGGUUUUUCGAGCCUUAGUUUGCAUUACUAGUAGGAUAUUCAGUCAUAGACGGUGCUCAUUUAAACAGUGUCUUUUUUUUUGCUGGGUUGACUAUAUAUAUAUUGGAGUAUACAUGUAUAACUCGGGACAUAGGAAAAUGUCCAUUGUCCGUAUCAAUCUGUGUCCGUAUAGUUGUGUCCGUAUUAAGCGGGUUAAUGUAGAGAAAAUAAAUGAGCUUUUGGUCGGGCCAAAUGAACUGUCCGAUACGGGUCUCCGUGGCCGAGAGGGGUUCCAGUGUAGCAUAUACUCUACGUUGUAGUAACAUCAUGCCCUACUUCUUCUACUGCGCAGAUAAUACCGUCCAUUCAAGAUAAAUCACGCAGCUUCUCUAAAAAUUGACAUUCUGGUGUAGAAAAAAUGUGUGUUGUUUUUGGGAAAACAUAAAAUAAAACAAGCAGCGUUGAACGCCAUUGCGGCGCACUGUGUUUUCAAAAUAAAUGCUUCCUUCUAUUUAUUUGCUUUUUUAUUAUUCACUUUUUUUUUUCUCUCGACUUUUACAGGCAGGUGCCAGCAGAAAUUUGACUGGAGAUAUACAAUAUUGGUGCAAAAAAGAUAUCCAGAAGGUGACGAGUGAAAAGCAGAGGGAGACCAAGGAGAAGGACGGUGUUGAUACGCGAGAUAAAAUAGAAUACCUGUGCAGACAGGACUACUCGAAACGUAGGUUAAAAGAUAAAAUAGACCAGAUAGAAAGGAUGACCGAUGAAAAAUUUAAAGCAGUUUUUGACGCUUUUCGACAGAUUACAGGAAAUUCCCAGCGAUACAAAGAUGAACAGGAAAAAUUAAGGGAUGAAGUUCAGAAACGAUUCAAUGAGCACGGAGACUUCAUUUGA